AUGAUUUUUACGACCACUUGGGGCGUCGGUUGGGUUAAAGGUUCGGCACCGCUUACUGGUGUAAUACUGUGUUUGAUAUUGUCUGUUAUUAUUAUAUGUUCAAUGCAAUUCGUUCGAAGAGGUGGUCAUUUUCAAAUAUUCUAUUGGACGCAUUUGUUAUUUUUACCGUUUUACAUAGUACUUAUUAUUCAUGCAGCAAAAUUUUGGAAAUUUGUGAUUGGUCCAUUAGCUAUAUUAAUAUUUGAAAAAUUAUAUUCAUUAAUUACGCGGUAUUCAACAAAGAAAGGCUAUACUUAUUUAAAAUCUGUAACAGUUGAACAAUCGAAUGUCAUAUCGUUAGCUAUUCAUAGACCUCCAAAUUUUGAUUUUAAGCCUGGCGAUUGGGUAUUUAUUAAUAUACCGUCAAUAGCUUUAUAUGAAUGGCAUCCAUUUACUAUUAGUUCAGCACCAGAAGAAAAAGAUAUCAUUAAGUUUCAUAUCCAAGCUGUAGGAAACUGGACAAAACAAGUUUAUAAUCGUUAUACAAAUCUAGAGAAUCAGAAUGAAUACGGUGUUAUUGUGCAUAGAGCUACUUGUCCAGAAAUUCUUUCUGAUGCACAAUAUGCUAAUAUAGAAAUACCUCAAAUCAAUAUAAAUCCCCAAUCAAAAAAAAUAAAAGAAAGAAUUUGGCUAAAUGGACCAUUUACAUCAUGUGCGAGAUAUAUAUUCGAUUGUCAACACGUAGUAUUAAUCGGAGCGGGAAUCGGCAUUACUCCAUAUGCUUCAAUUCUAUCAAGCUUAAUGGCACAAUUUCGUGCAUCUCAAAUUGUUUGUAGACAUUGUAACAGAAGAUCAUAUAACGCAGAUAUUAACGAACGAACGUUAAAAAAGGUUGAUUUUAUUUGGGUUAAUCGAGAUGUGAAAUCAUUCGAAUGGUUUUUAAGUUUAUUGCGUGGUUUUGAAAAUGAACAAGCUGCAUUUUUACAGGAUUCUGAUUUAAAUGAAAAAUUUCUAGAUACUCAUUUAUAUUUCACGGCAAUGAAGAAUGAUGAAAGUAUCGGUUCGGCACCAUUCGAUUUAGUUUCAAAAAUAUAUCAAGAAGUAAAAGAUGUUGACAUAUUCACAAGUUUAAACGCAAAAACGCAUGUUGGUAGACCAAACUGGGAUGAUGUUUUCAGACAACUCUCUUCAAGUCAGCGUCAAAUAAGUGUCUUCUUCUGUGGACCAUCAUCAAUGGCUAAUAGUAUCAGAGAACAAUGUGCGCGUCAUAAGUUUCGAUUUUAUAAAGAAAAGUUUUGA
This is a messenger RNA of Didymodactylos carnosus, 1278 nucleotides long. The record is from the annotation of a GenBank genome assembly. NCBI's taxonomy places the organism in Eukaryota, Metazoa, Rotifera, Eurotatoria, Philodinida, Philodinidae.